Molecule: messenger RNA, 562 nt
Organism: Indicator indicator
Lineage: Eukaryota; Metazoa; Chordata; Aves; Piciformes; Indicatoridae
Gene: POLR2L
Product: RNA polymerase II, I and III subunit L
Exons: 3
Coding region: 41-244 (67 amino acids)
Biological process (GO): transcription by RNA polymerase II; tRNA transcription by RNA polymerase III; transcription by RNA polymerase I
Cellular component (GO): RNA polymerase II, core complex; RNA polymerase I complex; RNA polymerase III complex
Molecular function (GO): zinc ion binding; DNA-directed RNA polymerase activity; DNA binding
Source: RefSeq, a predicted model, not a curated record
UGCGUGCGGGAGCGCGGCGGAGUCGCCACGCGGUGCAAAGAUGAUCAUCCCAGUUAGGUGUUUCACCUGUGGCAAGAUAGUUGGAAACAAGUGGGAAGCCUACCUUGGCCUUCUGCAAGCAGAGUACACAGAAGGGGAUGCCCUGGAUGCCCUUGGGCUGAAGAGGUACUGCUGCCGUAGAAUGCUCCUGGCCCACGUGGACCUGAUUGAGAAGCUCCUGAAUUAUGCACCCUUGGAGAAGUGAGAGCAGGAAAAGCACCCAGCUGCCAGCCACGUGGAACAGCUCCCAUUCUGAACUGGGAGCUGAGCUUGAGGCAGGGAAGGAUGGAAGCCACCUGUGGUGCAACCACUGGGAGAUGUUUACCUCGUGGAGGAAACACCACCCCGAGCCACUAGGACUUCUUUGGAGGGAUAAAGUCCAUUUCAGCAGCGUUUGGAGAUGAGAAGUUUGGAUGCUGCUUUUAAAACCUGUCUUCAGAGUUGCACUGUGACCUUUUCCAUCCUUCUGCCUCCUCGGUGGAGGAAAGUUAGGAUAUUUCAUGACAGUGUUGAAAUAAAGGAG